Molecule: messenger RNA, 4030 nt
Organism: Leucoraja erinaceus (little skate)
Lineage: Eukaryota; Metazoa; Chordata; Chondrichthyes; Rajiformes; Rajidae
Exons: 1
Coding region: 1-2817 (938 amino acids)
Biological process (GO): DNA repair; telomere maintenance
Molecular function (GO): DNA helicase activity
Source: RefSeq, a predicted model, not a curated record
AUGAAGACCGUCACUGGACCAGAUGGCUUCUUUGGAAACUGUGUUGCUUUCAUCUUGACUAUGGAAUAUCAGAAGAGAGGCCUGCCUCAUUUCCAUUGUCUGCUUUGGCUUGAUGAAGCGAGUAAGCCAAGACCUCAACAAUAUGAAAGAUUUGUGCAAGCUGAAAUUCCAGACCCACAAGCAGAUCCUGAGCUGCACAAAUUGGUACUCAAGCACAUGAUCCAUGGACCGUUCUGCAAGGCCACAUCUCGAUGUUGGAAGGAAGGAAGAGGCACCAAGAGAUUCCCAAAGCCAUUUGUCGAAAGCACAAUGUAUGGAGAUGAUUCGUAUCCUCUGUACAGGAGAAGAUCUCCCGCAAUGGGAGGAUUUCAGGGACAUCAAGAAGGACGUUCGUUACAGACUAUUACUUCUAAUUGGGUUGUGCCCUAUAAUGCAGAACUAUUGAAGGCUUUCAAAUGUCACCUCAACGUCGAAAUAUGCUGCUCUGUACAGUCAAUCAAAUACGUCAUCAAGUACACCUUGAAGGGAUGUGAUCAGGCAGCUUUUGGAAUUAACGUAAAUGACGAGAUUAAACAGUACCAGACUGGCAGAUACAUUGGUCCUUCAGAGGCAGGGGCAUCAGUCCUUGGAUUUCUUACUCAUGAGAGACACCCCCCUGUCAUUCGACUUGAUGUACAUCUACCAGACCAACAACAAGUAUUUUUUGAUGCUGCUCAGCAAGGGAUGAAUGAUGGAAUUGCGAGAACCACUUUGACUGAAUUUGUUCGAUUGAGUUCUGAAGAUCCGUUUGCAAGAACACUAUUGUACGUUGAUGUACCUCGAUUUUAUACAUGGAGCAGCAAGAGAUGGCAAAGAAGGAAGGUUGGGAAGAGAGUGGAUAACUUCCCAGGUAUUUUUGAAGUCAACGUCCUUGGACGAAUACAUGUCAUUUCUCCAAAACAAGGUGACCUCUUCUACAUGAGACUGCUUCUGCAUCACGUGAAAGGACCAGUGUCUUUCGAGUCCUUGAAGACACAUAAUGGAGUAAUUCUUCCUUCCUUCAAAGACGUCUGCAGAGAAAGAGGUUUGUUGGAAGCUGACGACCAUUGGCAACACACAAUGGAAGAUGCUGAAAUGACAAGACUCCCCAGGGCAAUCAGGGAUUUGUUUGUUGUUCUGCUGACAAAUACUGACAUCAACGAUCCUCUACAAUUAUGGGAUCGCUUCAAGAAUUGCAUGUCUGAGGAUUACCUUGAAAGCGAGCGAAGAAGAAAAAGUGAUCAGAAUAUCACAAUUAAUGACAGACAUCAUGAUCAGGCUCUGUUUUAUAUUCAGGACAAGCUUGAGAAUUGCAACACCACACUGGAAAAUGUUUCCUUGCCCCGACCAAGAAAUGAAAGGAUGGACAUUGAUGGUGAAAAUGUUGAUUUACUUAAUGAAUUGAAUUACAAUAGAUCAGAACAACAGCGAUUUGUUGAUGAGAAUGAGCCUCUGCUGAAUGCUGAGCAGAGAGAAGUUUAUGACCAUGUGUGCGACUGCUUGCAAAGGGAUCUAUCUUCAAUGAUUUUCAUUGACUCACCAGGAGGAACAGGAAAAGCAUUUAUCAUAAAUUUGAUCCUCUCCACGGUUAGAGCUCAAGGUCAAAUUGCCAUUGCUGUAGCAUCGUCUGGUAUCGCAGCCACGUUAAUGCCUGGUGGAAGAACUGCACAUUCUCGAUUCAAGAUACCUAUCCAUGUGACGGAGGAUUCAACGUGCAACAUCAACAGCAACUCUAAAACGGGAGAUUUCUUCAGGAGAGUGAAGCUCAUUGUUUGGGAUGAGUGUCCAAUGAUUAGGAGGGAGUGCUUUGAAGCGGUGGACAGAACUCUUCAAGAUGUAUGCCGCAAAAAGGAUAAUUUUGGCGGAAUUCUUACCAUUUGUUGUGGUGAUUUUAGACAACUCCUUCCUGUAGUGAAGAUGGGAAGUGAUAUUGAUGUUCAAAACGCCUGCAUCAAGACAUCGUACUUGUGGCGGACUUUCACAAAGUUUGAAUUGAAGAGAAAUAUGCGAUUGAGCGAAGGAAAGGGUGAGUAUUCUAAAUUUUUGUUGGAUGUAGGAGAGGACAAGAUUGCAAAGAAUGAAGAUAAUGAAAUUAACAUUCCAGAAGACAUGGUUCUCUCAGCAAGAACACUGGAUGACUGCAUUGAUUAUAUCUAUCCAGCAUUUGACCACCCUGCAACAUUAUUCUCUAACAAUUGUAUCUUGGUUCCUCACAAUGAUACGAUGAGAAGAAUCAAUUCUGCGUGUGUCAGACGCUUCCCUGGAACCAUGAGGGAGUACUAUUCUUUCAAUUCUGUCACUGACGGAACAAAUUCAACUCACUUCCCAACGGAAUUCUUCGAUUCAGUCGAGAUCUGUGGAUUACCACCACACAAAUUGGAGUUGAAGAAAGGAUCUCCAAUUGUUUUAACCAGAAACUUGCAACCCCCAAAGCUAUGCAAUGGAACGAGGUUGAUUGUAGAACAGCUACACAAUAAUCUCAUAGUUGCUAGAAUCAACAUGGGGGCCCACAAAGAAGAGAUUGUUCUAAUUCCUAGGAUGAAGAUCAAUUUGUCAGAAGAUGAAAACAUUCCCAUUAGGCGGAGCCAAUUCCCUAUUCUGUUGAGUUUUGCGAUGACAAUUCAUAAGGCACAAGGACAAACCAUGGAGAAGGUCUUGAUAUACCUUGAGAAACCAGUAUUUCAACAUGGCCAACUAUAUGUAGCUCUUAGCAGAGGAAAGGUGAAGGGACAAGUAAAAAUGUUCCUGAAGGAUGGGACAUCAACCAGGAAUGUUGUAAUUAAACAAAUGCUUUGUUGAGAAAUGACUGCUGCAUUAAGUGCUCAAAUUUUCCUAAAGUCAAUGAAAGAACGCAAAACUGAAGGCAAAAAGCGAUGCAGGAAGGGACCGAAUGUCCAGAGUUUCGACACUUUCAAUUAUUGCUCCUCAGUUCAACAAGAGAUGUUUAACACAGGAAUCACAUUUCUGCACACAAAAGUUUAAAAUGCUGCCUCAGAAAAAGCUUCAAGGACACAUUAAGUGACAUGUAAAAUCUUACCAGUUGUAUUUGAUUUUUGGAUAGAAAGUUGCUGGAGCUGUUCUCAUGCUUCGCGAUAAAGCUUGCAGAUGGAUUAUUUGCUGCAGGAUAUAAAACUACAGGUUUGCACAUCUAGGGUAUAUGUAUCAGGUACAGUUCAAUUGUUGAGUCAAUUAUUGAGUAAAUGAUGAUUGCCGAGAUAUUGAUGUUUGAGGAUUUGGUGUUGGUAAAGGCAUUGCGUAUCAAGGUUAUGUGGUUAAUUUCUGCCGUGUAAGAAAUUAUCGUUACCUUUUCUGUUGUUUGACAUGAGUGUUACUUUCCACUUUGGUCUAUUGUCGAGUUAUUUUGUUUGUAAGCAUUGACUGCAUUUUCUCAGGAGUUGCAGUGGAAUUGAAAAUUCUGUAACCAUCAGUGAAAAUCAACUUCAGAUCUUAAGGUCAGUAUUUGAAAUUAUUUCGGACCUGUGGAUUGUUUUUGUUUUAUCCUUGAUACAAAUUUACUUUAGUUUUAUCAGAAUGCCCUAACACCAUUCAAAUGCUGCCUUUUUGUCUAGAGCUGUCACUGUCGCCUCAUUUCUGGAUCCGAGAUAUUUAGACUGAACGUCUUUGGGAUCUGUGAGAAAUAAAUGAAGGACAGUAGGGAACAAGCAACACAACAAGAAAUUGAUAGAAAACACCGACAUUGGUAUAUGAUACAAAAUCUCUUUUUUAUUUGUAUGUUGAUGGAUAGAAUUUUAUAAAUAUCUACAUUGUAAUAAAUAUCUCCUUUUUUAAAAUUCAUGCCCAGAAGCAGGAGCUAACAAGUUGCAUGAUGGUCAAUGGACACUGUAAAAGAUGUUGAGAAGCAGUAUGGAGCAGAAGUGAACAAGAGACAGAACAAGAAAGGACUGAACCUCUUGAGGAGCUUCAAAAAAUAAUGGAAGUUUGCAUGGAACAAGAGACACAACAAUAACCUUCCAAAUUACAUACAAAAUGGUACAUAAUUGUGUAAUGUGUU